Messenger RNA from Saccostrea echinata, 2382 nucleotides. RefSeq lists its product as uncharacterized. The transcript is spliced from 16 exons. Lineage: Eukaryota; Metazoa; Mollusca; Bivalvia; Ostreida; Ostreidae. The coding region runs from base 1 to 2382 and encodes 793 amino acids. Gene Ontology annotation, biological process: apoptotic process; regulation of apoptotic process. The record is from RefSeq and is a predicted model, not a curated record.
AUGUCACUGACAGAGAUGUUUAUGGUCCUCAUCUCACUUUACAAUAUCAUUGACAGAGAUGUUUAUGGUCCUCCAACCACAUUACAAUGUCACAGACAGAGAUGUUUAUGGUCCUUCACCCACCAUACAAUGUCACUGAUGGAGAUGUUUGUGGUCCCCCAACCACCUAAAAUGUCACUGACAGAGAUGUUUAUGAUCCUCCAUCCACCUUUCAAUGUCACUGAAAGAGAUAUUUAUGGUCCUCCAACCACCUUACAAUAUUGUGGAGAAAAUAUUCCUUGCAAUAGGAAUCCUUACAAGGCUGGUGGUUCCCCUUUUCUGGUGGAUAAGGAAACCAUUGGUGUUCCGAUUGUCCAUUCGUUUUCAUGUAAUCCAAAAGAUGGCUUCUACAGGAUCAAGGUUACUUGUAUGACCGAGGACUACCAAGUAGACGGACCCACAGAAUCCGCCUGUAAAAAUAAUCAUUGGGUUCCAGAAUUACCACAUAAAUGUGUUCCGAUAAAAGUGGCAGCGAAAAAGGAUCAGAAGUGGGUGUAUAUCGGCGGUGGUCUGGGUGGUGGGGCGUUGGCCAUUAUUCUAUUGGUCGUAACCAUCUCUAUCGUCUGUUACAGGGCCAAACUCAGAUCAGAGAAAGAAGGAGAAGAGAUUUUAAAGAUGAAGAAAUUUGGGUCACACACACUUGGACCCAACGCAGAACGAUUCUACAAUAAUAUUAAUCUUGUUUAUCCCACUUUUGAUAUUUCUAGUCUUCACAAAGUUUGGACAAUCAAAAGAACCCGCAAAAAGUUUUUCUAUGCAGAUACUUUGGGGAAACUAUUGGCAAAGGCUGGUACGGAAUUCGGAUGCCAAGGUAAUGUUCGAUUGGUACUGGAGGAAGAUGGAACACAGGUGGAAACGGAUGAAAUUCUGAGAGCAUGCGCGGGGAGAGUCAUGUUGAUACUUGGAGGAAAUGAAGUUUGGCAACCAGAGAUUAAACUCUAUGAUAAUGAGGCUUACAGAUUGACAUUCGAUGUGUGCUCCUUUGAUCGAAAAGACAGAAAACUAGUCCUUGCUGACAGUAUAAAGGAUCUUAAAUAUCAAGGAUCCACCAGCUUCGGUUACUCUGUGACUUCUGUGUGUUUGGAGGAAGAUGGUACAAUGAUUGAUGAUGACAGGACGCUGUGUUCGUGCUCCAUGAAAACACUUAUGCUUCUUGGCGUAGAGCAUGCGUGGAUGGGAUCUCCCAGUGGUUUGGUUACUUUACCAUUAUAUAAAGAUAUGUCCAUUACAGAUCCAAAUACGGAGAGCUACAGUGAUGAGUCUCAAGUGGGGGUGUACAAAGUGUGGACAGAGGACCGAAAAAUAAAGAAAGUUGUUUUUGCAGAAAAUAUUAUUGACCUACAUCUCAAAGCUUCGAAAGCCCUUGGACUCCGGACACCCGUGGUCGUAACUUUAGAAAACAAUGAGACAUUUGAAAUCGCAGAUGAUGACAUCCUCAAAGAAAAUACUGGAAAAAUACUGAUAGUCAGGGAGAAAAUCGCAGAAACUAGUUUUAACCAGGUUAAUGAUCACUUAUAUGACGAUCCUGUAGGACAGAACAAAUAUAAUCCACAACAAUCCUGGCCAGGGCACCAAUUGAACUCUGUGAAUUACAAUUAUGAUGCUUUCAGCAGUCAAUUGUAUGGAGCACGGAAUUCUGUACACGAAAACUCCGGGUUUCAACAGAUUCCUAGAUCUAUAUGGGGACUGGGCGCCAACAACCAAGAACAAUGUGGUAUAGGAGCCAAUAACCAAGAACAUUGUGGUAUAGGAGUCAACAGCCAAGAACAGUGUGGUACAGGAGCCAAUAACCAAGAACAUUGUGGUAUAGGAGCCAACAGCCAAGAACAGAGCAACAACCAAGAACAGUCACGUAUAGGAGUCAACAACCAAAAACAGUGUGGUACAGGAGCCAAAAACCAAGAACUGUGGAAUAGGAGUCAACAACCAAGAACAGUGUGGUAUAUGAGCCAACAACCAAGAACAGUGUGGUAUAGGAACCAACAACCAAGAACAUUGUGGAGUCAACAACCAAGAACAGUGACGUAUAGGAGUCAACAACCAAAAACAGUGUGGUACAGGAGCCAACAACCAAGAACAGUGUGGUAUAGGAGCCAACAACCAAAAACAGUGUGGUAUAGGAGUCAACAACCAAGAACAGUGACGUAUAGGAGUCAAGAACCAAGAACAGUGUGGUACAGGAGCCAACAACCAACCAGAAGAACCAGCAACCAAGAACAGUGUGGUAUAGGAGUCAACAACCAAGAACAGUGUGGUUUAGGAGUCAACAACCAAGAACAGUGUGGUUUAGGAGCCAACAGCCAAGAACAGGGUGGUAUAGGAGCCAACAGCCAAGAACAGUGA